CUCUCCCCCCUCCGCCCCCCAACCUUGGCUGCUACGGCUUUGGCUGUGACAUUCAGUCUCUUCCAUGCUGGAGAAGUAGUAGCGAGCAAUGUGCUAGACAGAGGGGGACGCUGCUGCCUUGGCUGGACCUGCUGCUGCUGCUGCAACCAUGUGUCUCUCUCUCUGGCUGUGACACAGUAACAAGGAAAUUGGUGGGAUCUGUCGUUAUCUCCACAAGGGAAAGGUGACCCGCACAAAGCAUAAUAAACCAGCCCCGUCAUCCAGUGCUGAGAGCUGCAGCCUCCCUUAGCCCUGUUGUGUUGUAUGUCCCCGGCAGGCUGGCAGCGAUGGAGGAGGACAUGGGCAGCAUGCAGCAGAAGGCGGCUGAACUGGAGCACAUGGCUGAGGUCCUGCUCACUGGGGAGCAGCUACGGCUCAGACUGCAUGAAGAAAAGGUAAUUAAAGAUCGAAGGCAUCAUCUCAAGACAUAUCCAAACUGUUUUGUUGCCAAAGAAUUGAUUGACUGGCUGAUUGAUCGCAAAGAGGCCUCAGACAGAGAGACAGCGAUUAAACUGGUGCAGAAAUUAUUGGAUCGCAGCAUUAUCCAUCAUGUUUGUGAUGAGCAUAAGGAAUUCAAGGAUGUCAAACUUUUCUACCGGUUUAGGAAAGAUGAUGGAACAUUGCCACUGGAUAACGAGGUGAAGGUGUUCAUGAGAGGACAGAGGCUAUAUGAGAACAGGCUGAUGAAUUCUGAGAACACACUUUUACAAGCCAGGGAAGAGGAGGGAGUCAAGUAUGAACGGACCGUCAUGGCUUCUGAGUUGAUUGAGUGGCUGAUCCAGGAAGGAGAAGUCACAACAAGGACUGAGGCAGAACAACUUGGCCGUAGACUGUUGGAGCAUGGAAUUAUACAGCACGUGUCCAACAAGCACCAUUUUAUGGAUAGCAACCUGCUGUACCAGUUCAGAAUGAAUUUCCGCCGGCGACGGAGGCUGAUGGAGUUGCUCCCUGAGAAAUCCCGUUUGAUGCCAGAAAGUCACGACAGUCCCUUUUGCCUGCGCAAGCAGAACCAUGACAACAGAAAGCACACCAGUUUUCAGUCAGUGAGUCCCACCAAAGAGAUAAAGAUCGUAUCAGCAGUCAGAAGGAGUAGCAUGAGCAGUUGCGGCAGUAGUGGUUACUUCAGCAGCAGCCCUACCCUCAGCAGCAGCCCCCCAGUAUUAUGCAACCCAAAAUCUGUAUUAAAGAGACCAGUGACUUCUGAUGAACUCUUGAUGCCUGGAGCCCCAUAUGCAAGAAAAACAUUCACAGUUGUCGGUGAUGCUGUCGGGUGGGGCUUUGUUGUGCGGGGGAGCAAGCCAUGCCAUAUUCAGGCUGUGGAUCCCAGUGGCCCUGCAGCUGCAGCAGGGAUGAAGGUCUGUCAGUUUGUGGUUUCUGUGAAUGGACUCAAUGUUCUCCAUGUGGACUACAGGACCGUGAGCAAUCUCAUUCUGACUGGCCCUCGAACUAUUGUCAUGGAAGUGAUGGAGGAAUUAGACUCCUGAGAAGGAAAUUUCCUCACUGGAAGCUGUGAAUAGAAAUAGAAGAACCAAUGCAAAGCCAGACAACACAAGGGGGCAAAACCUUGCCUUGUCUAACUAGAUUAUUCUGCCUUUCAGGUGCUUUCCCCUUCAGUUUAACAAUAGUAGCUGUGAUUCAUAUGCUAAGAAGUGAACAGUAUAUAUCAGCAUGUUAUCAUUUAGGACCCGAUCCUGCAAACUGUUCUGCUGAAGACAAGGACCAGGUCUUUAGUUGUCAAUCCAGCUGUAUCUGUUGGGAUGGUAUCCUACUUAAAAGGCUACACGUAACUUCCCUUGCCGUUCAACCAUGUGAUCACAAUACUUGAAAAGAGGAAUGUUUGGUAAGGACUUUCUAUAUGGUUGGCAUGGCAUAUGAAUGUUAGCGUACUCCCCCCGAUGUAAUCUAGACGUGUCCGAAGUGCGUCCCCAGGAGAGUAGCUGCCUGCUACUGCUCCCUCUCUAUAAUCAUAGAGCAAAGAGAAAGGUGAUCAACUUCAGACGUUUAUAGUCAGUGAAUUCAAACAAGUAGCAGACAACAUUAGAAUUCAUAGAUAUGAAAAAACGUGUGCGCCUUUCUGUGGAAUGCACUGAAUUACCAGAGAUGGGUAGUCCUAUAAAAACCUGCAGCAAUUGUUCUAUGAAGGAAAAUACAAGAGCACACAAAUGUUAUGGAUGUGUGCAUUAAUUUUUCAUUUUGAACAUAUGGCCUUUGAAAACCAGACCUCUUAUCUAGGUGUCCAAGUACAGAUUUAGGAGCCCAAGUUUGAAAAUUUUGGUCUAUAUACCUUCUGUCUAAACUACAUGUGGCUCUUAGUCUCCUGGUAACUUGUCGAUGUGGUUCUUUUCACAAAGUCUGGAUAUCCCUGAUAUCAGAAGAAUGAUAAUAUUUUAGAGAGCUGAAGUCAGAGAAUCACAAUGUUAGCAUUAGCAUUGAAAUAUUUAGUAGCUCUGAUAUGGUACAGUACACUUCAAAUUGAAGCAAUGCACUUGAAUGUGUCUUUGAUUAUCAGCAUUUUCAAAUCAUUAAAUGCUUGAAAACUACAGAUGUGUCACAUAAUUUACAUCUGAUGCAAUUAUUAAUAACACAUUAUAUUUAACUGACUCUUCCUCACUUUAAAACCAAGCAGGAAUUUUUGUUGAUGAACUUGUGAAAAAAUAUUUUUAAAAUGUAUAUUUGAAUGAUAUACUUUACUGAAUCUAAAUUGCUUCUCAACUCUGUGAUAUCUGGGGUGCCAUAGGUCUCAAACUGAGAUUAAUUGUAUGUAUACAGUCUUGUUCACAAAACAUAACUAUGUAUAUCUAUAGAUUGUAGGCAUUCUGGUACUGUUCAGUUUAUAUGCAGUAAUACUUUUUAAAUUAAAAAAAAUGAAUGCUUGACCUUCAGUGCGAGAAUACCUAAAAGCAUUAACUACCUAUUUUUGGUAUUUUUCCCUACUAAGAGUAUUGACUAUGUUUAUAUUAAGGAAUUGGCCUCAUCACACAUUCUUCUUGCAAUAUGAUUUUCACUCACUCAGAUAUUUGCACAGGCUUGAUCAAAGGAAUAAUAAGACUUUGAGAUUAUAUGACUUUGCAACAUCAUAAGUGAAAUUGUAUGUUUGCUUAUUUUUUAAGCAUAGCAAAAAGACUGUAUUUUAUGACUGACUCACAAUCAAAAUUCCUCAUAAUUCCUUCAUGUUUACCAGUGCAAGAAGAUCUUAAAUGCAGCUGAGAAUACUAUCCCUAUACUAACCCUGUAUAAAAGCCUUGUGUUUGAGGGAUUCUUUUAACAUGUCACUUUGUAUCACAUUUGCUUAUACCUUCUAUUAACAUAGCUGAAGAAUGCUUGUACACAUCUAGCACCUUCAUCAGACCUCACUAAUGUAUUGCUAGUUCCAUAAUACUAAGUGCAACUAAAAUAAAUAGAUUGCCGCAAAAGGGUUCAAAUACACUAAAAUUUCCAUACUGCAUAAUAUUAUGUGAUAUGGCAUUAGUGUAGAGCAUUUAGGGCUUUGGUCAGCUUCAAAUGAACUUGAUUAAAAGGAGUAGGAUGAAGUCCCAGGCAAGUUACUAAUAUGAUAUAAUGGCUGCAAUUCAGCGUAUAUAGGAAGGGUAAUGCUUCCCCAAAUACUUCUAAUUUGUUAUAUUCUUUAUCUCUCUUUAAAUCUAACUUCUAAAUAUUAGGAUGGGUUAACUAUUAAAAUAUGAAGGGUUCUUUUACAGACAAUGACUAGCAUUUUGUUAAUAUCAGCAUGGCACUUGUAUUUUAUGUCCUUUGAUGUAGUUAAUAUGCUGCUACCACUUCCCUGUAUCCUCCAGGCAAUUAUGAAACUGGGUCAGAAUUUAGCUUGAUAAUGAAAUACAGAGAGCUCUUGAGACCUUAGUAAGAAGUGAAUGCAGUGAAGAGGAAAGGGAGCUUUGUGCAUAUCAUUAUAGAAUACAGCAUUUUGAUUCAUGAGAUACAUUCGUUUCUGUUGCAAUUUGAAUGUCAUUACUUGCCUGCCAUUUAAUGGCAAUUUCCAUAUUGUUUUCUAAGCUUGAUUUGUGAUCCAGCUUUGAAUAACUUCUUUCCCUCUUCUUUGUUUCUGAGAUGUUUAAAAUUAUCUACAUAUUUGAGCUGUGCAAUUUCUUAAAGCUAUUUGUGAGAUUUUUAAAAUUAUAACUAUAUGUAUCAUCUCAGAUUAGAAUGUUAUCUAGCUACACACUGUGAUGUGUUUCAAAUCGCACUCCCCGUCAGUUCCUGGCCUAUGCUGGGGAAGCUAAUGAUCCAACCAGCAGAACAAAUUCAGUGAUGAAUCCUGGUCACGUGCCACCUGAGGCACAUUGCGCAAUUGCACAUACACUAAGAAAAAGACUCACACU
This is a messenger RNA of Trachemys scripta elegans, 4376 nucleotides long. RefSeq names its product DEP domain containing MTOR interacting protein (gene DEPTOR). Gene Ontology annotation, molecular function: protein binding. Bases 327 to 1523 code for a protein of 398 amino acids. Lineage: Eukaryota; Metazoa; Chordata; Testudines; Emydidae. Gene Ontology annotation, biological process: negative regulation of TOR signaling; intracellular signal transduction. The record is from RefSeq and is a predicted model, not a curated record. The transcript has 10 exons.